AUGGAGUUCUCUCUUGUGCCCAGUCUAACCAGCAUCAAUGACCUGACCAUCGCCAGCACACCGCUUCUCAACUCCCGCAGUUCGCGGAGAAUGGCUACGGAAGAUGCACACUACGACGAGAGCAAUGGUACCAUUUCACAGUCGGACGGCAUAAGCGACCUCACAGCAUCAGCAACUCAUCAACCUGUGCCAAAUCGCUCGGGAUUGACCAACUACUAUCACCAACAAGGACAGCGCCACACCUCGGGAGUCUCUGUUCCAGGAAACGCGCGUUCGAGCAUGGGCGACGACUCUGUCUCUCCAAGUUCCUCAGGAACCACUUUUCCCCAUGAAAGGCCACCGAUUCUCCCCGAGUUCUUUACGAGUCCUGUCACCAGGGACAGCACGACCAGUCAGGAACCCAACCAGCCUUCCCAGAGCCUCCACCAUCGCCAUCCGGGAAGAGACCCAGGAGUUCGACUUGCGCCAGUGGAGAUGGUCCUGGAUGAGGGGCGCGCGUACCUUGUUCAUCAAGGUGGCAUGUCUUGCCAGUGCUGCCCGCAAGAGAAUGGCCACGCCUGCACUGAGUGCCAUGCUCCUAGGACUCUGUACCAGGCAUGGCAGCCACUCGAACAGCAGCACGACUACUGGCAAAACCCCGACCUAAGCCUCCCAAGAUGGUUCAGAUAA
Molecule: messenger RNA, 669 nt
Organism: Thyridium curvatum
Lineage: Eukaryota; Fungi; Ascomycota; Sordariomycetes; Thyridiales; Thyridiaceae
Exons: 1
Coding region: 1-669 (222 amino acids)
Source: RefSeq, a predicted model, not a curated record